This is a messenger RNA of Grus americana (Whooping crane), 6397 nucleotides long. It is a transcript of the gene SLC25A44, whose product is annotated as solute carrier family 25 member 44. The coding region runs from base 2930 to 3871 and encodes 313 amino acids. Gene Ontology annotation, molecular function: branched-chain amino acid transmembrane transporter activity. Gene Ontology annotation, biological process: branched-chain amino acid catabolic process. The record is from RefSeq and is a predicted model, not a curated record. Gene Ontology annotation, cellular component: mitochondrion. The transcript is spliced from 5 exons. Lineage: Eukaryota; Metazoa; Chordata; Aves; Gruiformes; Gruidae.
GGGAGGCUGGGAAAGGUUUCUGGUCUGCAUGACAGCUAAUGCGCUCAGUGACCUUGAGUGGGUCCUGUGCCAAACUUCGCACAUGGUCGCUGCCUUUAGAGCACAUCGGAUUUUUUUUUUUUUUUUUCUUUGUCUGGCCAAACAUAAGCGCUGAUGGCUUUGCCUGUGAGGUAGGAGGGUGGCUUGAUGCGUGCGGCCUCCUGCGCACGGGAGGGGGGGGAAGGCGGCACAAGGCUGUGGGUGCGUUGGGAAGCGCUGGCCUUAGAGUGCCUCUGCCUCAUCCUUUACAGAGAGACAGCUGCUUGCGGAGGAACUGCAGAUCUUCAGUGAGGCCGGUUUUAUAUCCGGUUCCAUCCCAGAGUAAAUUUAAGGAGUGCAAUGGUAAAGACUUUGAAAACAGAGCUCCCUACUUAGACCGAGUUUGGCGUAGCGUGGCACAGAUAAAAGGCUUCAAAUUUGAGAGGCUUGUAGUGGAAUUGUUUGAUCUUUGUGCUUUCUCACUUGAGAGGAUCUCCACAGGCAACCGUGUAUAGCGGUGGGGGCUUGGAAAGGCGGCCUCGCUGCCUGCUUCUGGAUGGUUCCCAGGCCGUCGUGCUAAGGCGUUAGUAUGCUGAGCAGGAGCCAUCCUUCACCGGAGGUACACAAAGGCCUUGUCUUUGUUUGCCAAAGGAUCAUAUUUAGAUACAGCUGCAGCAAAAACAGUUUGGAGAACAGCUUGAUGGGGCUGCAUUAAAAAGGAGAUAAAUGGAGAGGGGUUUCAUACCGAGUUGCGGUCUGAAACUGUAUCCUGUAGGUCAUACCACAAACUAAUGAGAGAGCGGGAGCAGGUACAGUCUGUUUGGUAAUCCUCUGCUGUAAUUUCUAGGCAGAAAUUCAAGAAACGCUUUUCCAUUCAUGGUGAGAAGUCACCAUCUGCAUAGAUCUAUUGAAGGGUAGUUUUGGCGCAGAAACUGUUCAAGUGUUGAAGUACUGAAUGGCUCCGUGACCUGGGAGGGAAGCUGGUGUACUUGUAUUUUGUUUUGGAGGGCAAGUCAGUUCUUUUGAGAUUUAUCAAUUACUGUUAUAUCGAUCUCCCCAAAUUUUCUUGAAAGAGUUACUGAAACUGGAUGCGAUAGGAUCACUGCUCUGAGCGAGGUCCUAGAUUUAAUUUCUGGAAGAAUAAAUGCUCUGAGCAAAACUCUUGUCUCGGCAGAGCAAGAAUUGUGGCCGUGGUGGUGAAACGGAAGCAUCCCUGGUGAUGCCCAGACGCCUUCCCUCUUCACCUCCCCGCAGGAGGAACUUUGAUUGCUUGUGGACCCUGCGAUUGAAGUGACAUUGUCUUUCUAAUUUAAAUCCUGAAUGAAAGUAGUUAUUAGUAAGAGUCCAAAGAAAGUACAGUUAUUUCCUCAUGGAGAUUAUGGCUAAAAUGCUAAAAACAAAGCACUAUAGUACAUAAAACGAAAUAAUAAUUUUUUUUAAAUUAUUAUUUAUUUGUUUUCCGUAUUGCGGCAAUGAGGUUUUUUUUUUUUAGCAGGUACACCUUACCUUUCACGUGGGGAGCUCUGUUACAUAUGAAUCAGUUUUUGGGUGGCAGAGGAAUUUGGAGUAUGGACUAAACUCUCAGGUUUCACUGGGAAAUUGCAUUGGCUAGACUCUAUUUUCUUUUUUUUUUUAAUAAAAUAUUAAGCUAGUGGGACUCCUAACAAGAACAAAAUAAUGUUUUCGUAGGUGCUGUGUGCAGAUGAUUCCUGUGUAGGAAGCUUUAUGCUGUCUAAUUAUGCCUGUAUUAGUGAACCAGUAAUAUUGUAAUUAUAAUUAAAGCAAUAUAACUUUUGUUUAGACAAGCCGUGGUAUUUGUUAUGUGUUAUCUGUCAAGCCAAUUGACUGUAACAAUGAUGUGUAGUUUUCUUUGUACUAGGUAAAAUAGGGUUUCCCCCACUCUCCCUAUUGGACUCGGAAGCCCUUGGGUGUUUUUAACUUCAGCGUCCAUCAGCAGGAGCCGUGGCAGUCUGAACACUGUUUGCUGAUGUUAAGCAAAUAUUUUGUUGGCAGAUAAGCAAUGAAAUAAUAAUAGCACCUCCCUUCCCCCCUCCCCCCAGCAAUAAUUUCAUAAUCAUAAUUUCUUCUCCGUGCCAGAGGUAAAUAAUUGCCCGUUGUGUUUUUAUGGCAUUUCUAACCAAAUGGCUCUUGACUGUUUGAGCUCUCUUCGUGCUUGUGCCUGUGCACAGACUUCAAAUACCCGCUUGCCAGAGCCUGGAAUAUAGGCUGUCGUGCAGCUGCAGUCAAGCCCUUUCUAAUAAUUUUGCAGUCUGUUAUUUCUGAAGACCCAUAGGCUUUUUUUUUUUUUUUUGAUAUGGAGAGAAAGUCCUUGUGCUCAGUGAAAUAAUCAGUUGGGUUGAUUCUUUGAGAUGCUCUUCUCUUUUUUUUUUUUUUUUUUUUUUCCCCCUUGUAUAUGCCUGGCCCUGCAAGGAGGUUAGCUUAUUCCAGGCUUGGUUAAUCGUGUACCAAAUUAGAGCAAAUUACGGCCAAAAGGGAGACGGGCGGAACUGCCGAGCGUCUUGUCCCGGGGAAGCACUUGGUGGUGGCUGCCUGCGGGAUGAGACGCAGCGAUAGUGCAUCGGGGCGGGAGCCAGGCUCAGGAAGGGGCUGCUGGAACCAGGACCUCCCCUCCUUGUCCCUCAGUUCCCGGUAUGCUGCUGAAUGCUGCCAAAAUUGGAAGGAUGGCAGAGCCUGGAAAUGAAAUGUGACGUCCUGAUGUCUAGGAGCAUUGCAAACCCGGAAUGACAGGAGAAGCUGCUUUGGCUGACAAUCCAUACUCCUGCGUGUUCGUUAAAAGAUGCCAGCACCUCCAAUCUAGUCAGUCAAGACAGGAGGGCUGAGCCCAGAUCUGCUCUGUACUUUUGAGGUAGAUCUGGGGCAUAGCACCUCUCCUACCCCACCCCAAGGAGUCAUGGAAGACAAACGCAACAUCCCCAUCAUUGAGUGGGAGCACCUGGACAAAAGGAAAUUCUACGUGUUUGGGAUUUGCAUGACUAUGAUGAUCCGGGUGAGUGUUUACCCUUUCACACUCAUCCGGACACGGUUGCAGGUUCAGAAGGGCAAGAGUCUAUACAACGGGACUUUUGACGCUUUUGUGAAAAUCCUGCGGACAGAAGGGACAGCCGGGCUCUACCGUGGCUUUUUGGUCAACACUUUCACCCUGAUCUCUGGACAGUGCUACGUGACAACAUAUGAGCUCACUCGAAAAUAUGUAUCACGGUACAACAACAACAAUGCCGUGAAGUCUCUGGUGGCUGGUGGCUCAGCCUCCCUGGUGGCCCAGAGCAUCACGGUGCCCAUCGAUGUCAUCUCCCAGCAUCUCAUGAUGCAGAGGAGAGGGGAAAGCAUGGGCAGGUUUAAGGUGCAGAACCAAGAUGGCAAGCGGAUGUUGGUCUUUGGCCAAACGAAGGACAUAAUCAUACAGAUUUUCAAGGCCGAUGGCUUAAGAGGCUUCUACAGGGGCUACGUGGCCUCGCUGCUCACCUAUAUUCCCAACAGUGCAGUCUGGUGGCCCUUCUACCACUUCUAUGCUGAACAGCUCUCAAGCUUGACUCCUAAAGACUGUCCCCAUCUCCUCCUGCAAGCUAUAUCAGGGCCACUUGCAGCUGCAACAGCUUCCACGCUCACCAACCCCAUGGAUGUCAUCAGGGCUCGGGUUCAGGUGGAAGGCAAGAGCUCCAUCAUCCUCACCUUCAAACAGCUCAUGGCAGAGGAAGGUCCCUGGGGCCUGACUAAAGGCCUCUCUGCUCGUAUCAUCUCAGCCACUCCUUCCACCAUCGUCAUCGUGGUGGGGUACGAAACUCUGAAGAAGCUGAGCCUCCGCCCGGAGCUGGUGGAUUCAAGACACUGGUAGAGACAGCUGGUGGAAGAGAAACCUUCUUUUGAACCCUCUCAAUUUGGACCGUCACAGUUGAAAGCUCAGGAGGGGAGGCAGCUGCUGUCUCCUUUGUCUCUCACUGGUUUCACAGUACAAAGCAGAAGCAAGAGCAACUGCAAUUCACCUCUUUCGAUUUGAUCGUAAUACAAUGCUCUGCUGCUGUUUCUGCUUAAAGCCAUCAAAACGCGACCUUUGGCAGUGCUGUUUGCCUCUGAUGGUUCAUUCAAGAGCAGCCAGGUGUGUGAACACAUCCUGGCAAGUUCUUAAUUCCCUGUUGGUUUUUUGGUUUUGUUGUUUUUUUUUUUUAAAUUAAAGACUUACUGGCUGAAGCAAAAAGCCAGUUUAUUCUUUAAAUUAUUUUAAUCUUUGCCAAACUUCUGAGGAGGGGAGUCUACCAGACUGCAGCAGAGCCCUCUGGUGGGUUGGGUGCUGACUGCACUUGUACUGUGGGAAGCUGGAAGAACAGCAUAGACAAGUAAAUGUCUCCAGUCACCCACGUUUAUUUCUAGAAGAUGUGAGACAAGAGUAACCUGGAACCACUUAAGACCUUAUUUACUGCGUUUUGAGUAGAUCUGUACAUACCUUUUUUGUAUGUUCUUGGAAAAUGUUUCCUAUCUCUCAUCCUUCAAACAGCAAGCUGGCUGAUAGGCAAGUUAAAAAUUGAGUUGGCUGUUUGUAAUUAGCUGAUGGCAAUUGUGACACCUAACCUAUGUUUUUAAUCUGUUGUUAUUUAAUUUUUUGUUAUUUUAGGGAAGCUUAUUCUGAUUUCUGGGGGACCGAGUGGUUGUUCUGUGGCCUUGUUCAAUGUGAGUGUCAAUACUGCAUGUUCAGGGUGGCUGCUGCCACUUCCCACCUUUAGUUAGUUUAAGCACGGAGUUUGGAAGUGUCAGAUUGUUGUGCUGCCAGCAGCCGAGAUGAGAACUGAAUGCAAGUUGAGCUACAACUGGAUGUGAGGUGGGGAAGAAAAAAAAAAAAAGCUUGUACUGGCUUUUGAUCCAGUUCUAACCUGAUUGGCAUGUUCAUAUUGAAUAAGAAGUAAUGGUUCACUAACACUUUGUAAGUUUAAAUCCUGCUUAUCCUGUUCGAGAAGGGCAAGGAUGAUUCUUUGCACACUUUUGCUGGAUCAAAAUCUUAAGCUAUGGUCUGUGUUUUUUACCAGAUGAAAAUGUGCAGUCAAGUGAUGAAGCAAGAGACUGCUCUUUGGGGAGGAGGAAUGAAGGGAUGGUUUGACUUCACUCUGCUGGUCUCAUUAUUUGAGAUUUGCUUCUCAUGAUGCCAGCCCUGCACAUGGUGCUCAUCCCAGUUAGUUUUAUGUCUGAGAGGUGAGAUACACACCUCCAAAUAACAGAUGUAUCGCCACCUCUCUUCAUCUUGCUGCCGUAACAAGGAGUUCUUGGUUGUAGUGUUGAUCCUGCUGAACUGUGGCUGCUGCCAGGCUCUUAGCUGUCUUCUCACCUGGGACUUGCUAAGCGUGGCUCUUGCCUUCAUCCCAACUACUGCAGUUCAGCCUGCGGAGAGACUGGAUGUGCCACAGUUUCUGCUGGAGGUGGAACGAGUACAGGCAGAUGCUGCUGAAAUUGGAGAGAGACUUCUAUGUUUAAGGGCAGAACCUGGUUAUAAGAUACAGUACUCUUUAAUGGGGUUGCAGAUGAGUCAUCAAAGGCCUGUUAAUCCCACCUUUGUAUUCUGCAGCAUUAAAUAAGGUGACGUACGCCUGAGCCACUGACAGAGCUGUUCAAGCAGCGUGUUCCGCAAACCGCUCUUCUGUCACGUUUUUGUUGUUUAAAAGACGCCAUUAAUUGGCGCUUUCUGUAAUAGCAGAUUCUGCUCUGAAAAGUGGAACAGCAGCGUCACAAGAUUGCCAGGAAGUAUCCCCAGGUAUGGUAGCCCCGUUCUCACACAAAGGGGCUUACACAAAGUAAUACCAAUUACUUACACAAAGUAAUACUGAUAUUAAAAGAAAUAAUAAUAAUCGGCCUCUGCUGAUUACCAGCAGGGUAAGUUGCGGUGUGUGUCAUGGAAGCGGUGGAUGGCACAAAUGUGGGAAAAGGUUCUCAAAAGCUUAAUAUUCUCUUAACCAGCACAAUUCUUGACAACUAACAAACUUCAGAGACCUUCAGCGUGAUGGCACGGACAAGCGUUAGUCUCGGCGAGCCACUUCCUGAGGGAAUCUGCCGGUUUCUGUCACUUCACAAAGAUGUUUUCUUGGUUUUAACGCUUUGCCUGCUGAGUAACGCUAGGAGGGACCUGACCAGUGCAGACUGCCUGAAAAAACAAUGACAGUGACUGUGCACAAAGCUGAAAAAGCCAGAAAAGAACAGGCUAAAGCACAUGUAGUACCUGAAACAGGAUUAGUUGCGAGCCCAGAUCCUCCUUUACAAACUGUGGUUACUUCUGGUUCCCUCUUACAAACGGUAUCGUGACAAGGGGAAACGAAUGUACGAGAGCUGUUGCUUUUCCCUCUCGUUCUGUGCUCAACUUGGAAUAUUCUUCCCCUUUGAA